This is a messenger RNA of Lipotes vexillifer (Yangtze River dolphin), 507 nucleotides long. RefSeq names its product olfactory receptor 11A1-like. Gene Ontology annotation, cellular component: membrane. Lineage: Eukaryota; Metazoa; Chordata; Mammalia; Artiodactyla; Lipotidae. Gene Ontology annotation, biological process: G protein-coupled receptor signaling pathway. The record is from RefSeq and is a predicted model, not a curated record. Bases 1 to 507 code for a protein of 168 amino acids. Gene Ontology annotation, molecular function: olfactory receptor activity. The transcript has a single exon.
AUGGCCACAUUUCUCUGCUGCUUCCUUCUCACAACAAUCACGAUGGUCCUACUGUCUAAACUAACCUUCUGUGAACCCAAUGAAAUUGAUCACUUCUUUUGUGACUUCACCCCUCUGGUCCAUCUCUCCUGCAUGGACACUUCACUGACCGAGACCAUUGCCUAUGCCACCUCUUCUGCAGUGACUCUGAUCCCAUUUCUUCUCAUGAAAACCUCCUACUCCUUCAUUCUUGCUGCUGUCCUAAGAAUUCCAUCUGGCACGGGCUGGCAAAAGGCCUUCGCCACCUGCUCCUCUCACCUCACCAUGGUCAUGGUGUUCUAUGGGACACUGAUUGCCACAUACCUCAUGCCCUCAGCCAAAUCUUCCCAACUCUUGUACAAAGGAUUUUCUCUACUUUAUACCAUCCUAGCACCCAUGUUCAACCCCAUCAUCUAUAGCCUGAGAAACAGAGACAUCCAUGAAUCCCUGAAGAAGUGCUUGAGUAAGAAGCCAGGUUUCCUUAGAUGA